Messenger RNA from Achroia grisella, 388 nucleotides. RefSeq lists its product as uncharacterized. The transcript has 3 exons. Lineage: Eukaryota; Metazoa; Arthropoda; Insecta; Lepidoptera; Pyralidae. The record is from RefSeq and is a predicted model, not a curated record. The annotation marks the transcript as partial.
GCGGAUGUCGGGCGGCGGGGGCGGGGGCGGCGCGGGCCUCAUGUCGUGUGUACGCGAAGGCUCGCUCGAGCCGCCCUACAGACCGCCGCACACCGACACACACCACCAUGGCGAAGGCCGCACUGGGAGGUUCUUACGCGGCCUCCGGCGCAUGUUCAAGCGACGCGGAAGUGGAACUCGCACGGAUGCCUCACCCGACCCGAAAAGUAGCUCCACCAGUGAGCUGCUAGAUGCUGAGAGACAUGCUAGGAGAAAAGAGGGAGUGUAUAGCAGCGGACUGUCGGUGUCCCAUGACUCGGUGUUCACCGGCGAGCGAUCCGGUGAUGAGUCCAGUGAUGAACGACCCACGCCCGCUCAUCAUUUAGCACAUUUAGCCACAUCGCAUCGG